Messenger RNA from Acanthochromis polyacanthus (spiny chromis), 6815 nucleotides. RefSeq lists its product as uncharacterized. Gene Ontology annotation, biological process: DNA integration. Gene Ontology annotation, molecular function: nucleic acid binding. Bases 2268 to 6095 code for a protein of 1275 amino acids. The transcript has 2 exons. Lineage: Eukaryota; Metazoa; Chordata; Actinopteri; Pomacentridae. The record is from RefSeq and is a predicted model, not a curated record.
AAAGUUUAUAAUUUAUAAUUUAAUAAAAUUCAUACUCUGAAGAAACCAGGCCUUAAGCGGUGUUCUGGCCGACACUCCCUGUGUGAAUCCGGUGAUAACACAGAACCAGUGCAGAAUCCAAGUCGGUUUAGGAAACCUCCCUUACAUUAAUGGUCCUUCGAGCCGGAGACUGGAUUGACAGCAGUGAUGGAAUCACAUCCAGAGUAUGAGGCUUUAGGUGCGCGCCCUAGACGACGCAUACAACCUCCUACACGGUAUGCAGAUUAUGAGGUGGAUUAUCCAGGCUAUGGCAACCAGAGACAUAGGAUGGAAGUAGAGGCUACAUACGAAGAGGAACAGGCCAGGAAGACCUCCCUCACCCCUCCUUAAGAUUCUCUGAUGAGAAGUGGCCUCCUGUGGCGGGAUGCUUCCUCCCGAAGCUAUGGUGCUGAGGGUCAGGAGUUCAGACAGGAGAACCAGCUAGCCUCCCCGUGGCCUACACAGAGAGAAUCCAAGGUACAGUUCCAGGAGCACUCUACUCCUCUACCUGAAGCGCUGCACCACCAACCUUAUUAUGCAGAGAAUAAGGUAGAAUUGGAUGACAUACAUCAUGAGCGGCAACUCCUUCAGCAGACACAGCGUCGCAUGUCAUCGGACCUGGUUGAGCUUAGAGCUCUGCGAGAGGAUAUGAGGCAACUGGUGGAUGCUGUCAGGAACAUGCAGAGCCCUGCUUCUAUUCCUGCUACCAAGCCAGAGCCACAAGCGAUGCAGUCACCAUCAUCCACCCAAACUCAGCCUGACAGCGACGAUGAUGAUGACUGGCCGGCUCCACCCCCAUGGCCACACCCACCAGAGGGAGUACGGCAACCAGAUGACCCACCUGUGUUGUAUCAUCCUGGUCGGCUUAAAUACGAGCUCCUAUGUACCGAAGGAGGCAAGCCACAGGUGAGCCAGCCAUGGGUUCAAUAUCCAUGGCCAGAGCCUCCGCCUGCUAUGAGACCAUCAGUUGAGACUCCUCACCCAUCGACUCCAUGGUUUAGACCUGUUCAGUCUUCGCUGCCACUGCACAGAUUUCCUACCUCCAUGCCAAAGGGUUAUGGACGUAGUGGUGGCCACAGGAACGAGCCUGUGGGCAACCCAGUGCCCCCACCUUUCAGGGCAACACUUCACUCAGCUUGGACUCAAGUUACCAUGGACCGCGACCUACCAUCUGUACUUUCUCCCACCGUGACCCAAGUGAGUUUGCCCAGCUGAAGAUCUCAUUGGAGAAUCUUUUACCUCGAGAGGCAAAUGAGUUAUUUAAGUAUCAAGUGCUGGUUGAUCACUUGCAGCUGGAGGAAGCCAGGCUGAUAGCAGAUGCCUACCUGAAUUCCCCAACACCCUACUCAGACACUAUGGCUGCCCUCAAUGAUAAGUUUGGUCAACCACACCAGAUAGCACUGAAGCGGAUUGCAGCUGUGAUGGAUGCUCAAGAUGUUAGGAGAGGAGACAUCGCUGCGUUCGAGAGAUUUUCACUCCAGAUACAAUCACUGGUGGGGAUGCUGAGGACUUUAGGUCCCGAAGGAGCAGUGGAGUUGCAAUGCGGCUCCCAUGUUGCUCGCCUUCUGAGCAAGUUACCCCCAGAGCAGAGAGCAGAGUUCCGCCGUUCCAUGUUCUAUCGGGGCACACGCAAUUACACCCUGCUUGACCUGUCGGAAUGGUUACAAUACGAAUCCUGGUGUCAGGACUCGGAGGGACAGUUAGCCAUGAGAGGAAUGAAAGAGAGGUCGGUAUCCCGACCCGAUGGAUGACCACCCAAGCGUCAAAGCGCCAUAAUCCUCCAUGGUGCUAAGGAUGAGGUCAAGAAGCUGGAGGUUCCUGUCUCACCAGCCUAUAAAGGGUCUAAGAGCACACCAUUCUGUGCAUUCUGUAGCAGUGCAGAGCACCACCUCAGCCAGUGCACAGCAAUAUCCAGGUUAACAAAGGAUCAGGUUUCAGAAUGGAUAAAGACUAACAAGCGGUGUUGGCGUUGUGCGAGGUCACACCAGGCUGCUCAGUGUAACUUAAGGAAGACCUGUGCUCUUUGCCAAGGUAAACAUCUCCGGGUGCUACAUGAUGUGAAUGUGAGGCCUCUAAAGCAGUCACCGUCUACAGCGUUGCCAGAAAGUCAUGGCACAACCGAAGUACUGUACCUCGACCGACCGACCGAAGGUCGUCGUGUCCUCCUAAAGGUCGUCAAGGUGCGCCUUCAUCAUGGAGACCGAACAGUCAACACUUAUGCUGUCCUGGAUGAUGGCUCAGAAAGAACUAUGCUCCUGCCAGAUGCUGCACACCAGCUGGGUGUGCAAGGGAUCCCCGAAGACUUAUCUCUGCGCACAAUUAGACAGGACGUGCAGUCACUUCAGGGAGCCUCGGUGUCAUUCACUAUAGCUGCACCUUCCAACCCAAAGACCAAGUUCAGGAUCACUGGUGCAUUUACCACUGCCCGCAUUGGACUAGCAAGCCAUGCAUACCCCAUGGAACAGCUCCGAAGGCAUUACAAACACCUCAUCGGCCUUCCCAUACCGACCCUGACUAAUGUGAAGCCCCUGCUUCUCAUCGGGAGUGAUCACCCCCACCUCAUCACCCCCAUAGAACCUGUCAGGUUAGGACCCCCAGGAGGACCAGCUGCGGUACACACCAGAUUAGGCUGGACUCUGCAGGGACCAGCAAGUGCAGUCGGCCAUAUCUCCCAACCAUCGCAGUGCCUAUUGACCACAGUAGCACCUCAAGUGAGUGAGCUCAUGAAGCAUGUGGAGAAACUGUGGUUAGUUGAUACAGUUCCAUUCCGCAGUGAGAAGCUAGUUACCCGCUCAAAGCAGGAUACAUACGCUAUCAGGACUCUUGAGACCAAAACUGUCAGGGUAGAGGUUGACGGUGUUCACCGUUACACCACCCCUCUGCUCCGUCGUCAGGGAAUGCCACUCCUUCAGGCUACACCAAUGGCUGUCAUGCCCAGCUUACGUAGUGUAGAAAGGCGACUGGCUAGAGACCCUGCACAAGCUGAAGCCUACAGAUCGGAGAUGGAGAAACUGAUCGAGGCAGGUUCUGUAAUCAAGUGUGGUCCAGAAAUAACGGCUAAAGGAAAUGAUGAGGCAUGGUACAUCCCUCAUCAUAUCGUGAGUCAUAAUGGCAAGCUGAGGAUAGUAUUCAACUGUUCCUUUCAGCAUCAGGGCCACAACCUGAACGAUUACCUACUGCCUGGGCCAAAUUUGGGAGCCACACUUCUGGGAGUUCUGCUGCGUUUCAGGGAGCAUGCUGUCGCAAUCAGUGCAGACAUCAAAGGCAUGUUCCAUCAAGUUCGUCUUCUCCCAGAGGACCGUGCACUGCUCAGAUUUGUUUGGCGUGAUGUCAGCAAAGAAGAGUUCCCUGCAGUGUAUGAGUGGCAGGUGCUGCCAUUUGGAACAACAUGUAGCCCCUGUUGUGCUACCUUCGCUCUGCAGCGGCACGUUACUGAAAACAGUCAGCCAAAUGAAGAUGUGAGGAUCUCAAUCGAGAAAUGCUUCUACGUUGACAAUUGGCUUCAGAGUGUUCCCACCCGUGCUAUGGCAAGACACCUUGUUGACAAAUUAAGAGCCCUGUUAGCAUCUGCAGGAUUUGAACUACGCCAGUGGGCCAGCAGUGAGCCAGAGGUCAUAAGCCACCUGCCUGAAGAGAGUCGAUCUGCCAGUGUGGAGUUGUGGAUGGCUCACAGAAAGACAGAUGUCCCAGAAUCCACCCUGGGACUAAGCUGGCACUUCCAUACGGAUGUCCUUGGCUACAAGCAUCGGCAUGUGGAUUACGGUGUCCCAACAAUGCGGAACAUCUAUAAAGUACUGGCGAGUCAGUACGACCCUUUGGGAUUCAUCUUGCCCUACACCACUCGGGCCAAGGUGCUUGUCAGGCACCUUUGGGAUGCACAGCGGGGCUGGGAUGACCCCUCACUUCCCCAGGAUCUCCUAGACCAAUGGAGGAUGUGGGAGGAAGAGCUACAGGUCCUUUCACAAGUCACACUGCCACGGCCAUACCUGCCAAAGGAGGUAGACAUUUCUGGCCUCCGAAGAGAGGUGCAUAUCUUCUGUGAUGCUUCUGAGGAGGCAUAUGGCUCGGUGGCAUACCUUCGUUCCACUGACAGGCAUGGUGUCGUGCACCUGUCAUUCCUGAUGGCUCGAUCCAGAGUCUCUCCUAAGCGACUUCACUCCAUGCCCAGAUUAGAACUGUGUGCUGCACUUACGGGCGCACAGCUCGCCCAGGUCCUGGAGAAGGAACUCACCAUCACCAUUGACCAAAUAAUUCUGUGGUCUGAUUCCACAACGGUGCUGACCUGGCUGAAGUCCGAAUCCUGCCGCUUUAAAGUUUUUGUUGGCUCCCGUGUGUCAGAGAUACGGGAGUUGACCGACAGACAUACGUGGAGAUAUGUUGACUCUAUGAGAAAUCCCGCAGACGAUGUGACGCGUGGGAAAAGGCUGAAAGAGCUUGCAGAGCCAAACAGGUGGAGUCAGGGACCACCAUUUCUUCGGCUGAGUCCAGACCAGUGGCCUCAGACCGCUACUACGGAACAGCCUACAGACACAUCAGAGACGCGCAAGUCCACCUUCUGUGGUGUUGCCGCUGGUGUUCCAACCCAGCCCCCCACUGACCUGAGCCAGUACAACUCCUGGAAGGAACUACUAGCAGCAACUGUGCAGGAGUUGCACGGGGCGGCUAACAGGAGCGACCACCCUACUGCUGAGGACUACCGUCAGGCAGAGAGGUUGGUCUUACAUAGGUCUCAGAUGGACAGUUUCCAGCAGGAGUACAACCUACUCAAGGCUGGUAAAUCAGUCCCUAGAAGCAGUCGACUUCUGACCCUGUCUCCUGAGCUAGAUGGAAGUGGAGACCUCAUCCGAGUAGGAGGCCGUGCCACAGACCUGGAGGUCGCAGUGCUCCACCCCAUCAUUCUGGACCCAGGUCAUCCAGUGACUAGGCUCCUAAUCCAAGACUUCGACAGCCAGCUAUGCCACCCUGGUCCAGAGCGUGUGUUUGCAGAGCUCCGGAGAUCUUACUGGAUUCUGAGGGGGCGUGAAGCUGUCCGGUGUUAUCAAACCAGCUGUGCAGACUGUAAGCGUUGGAGAGCCAGACCUAAAGUACCAAAGAUGGCAGACCUACCUGAGGCCCGUUUGCGCCUGUUCAAACCUGCCUUCUAUUCUACAGGGAUGGACUGCUUUGGGCCAUUUGAGGUUAAGGUGGGAAGACGCUCGGAGAAAAGAUGGGGAAUCAUAUUCAAGUGCCUCACCACCAGAGCUGUACACCUAGACCUUCUUACCUCCAUUGAUUCUGAUGCCUUUCUAAUGGCUCUCCGCCGGUUCAUCGCUCGUCGAGGAACACCUGCUGAAUUGUUCUCUGACCAGGGGACAAAUUUCAUAGGAGGAGAGCGAGAACUCCGGGAGACCUUCCGAGGAAUGUCGCCGGACCUUCAACAGCUCCUAACCAAACAUAAGAUCGCCUUCCACUUCAACCCCCCAGCAGCCCCCCACUUUGGAGGAGUGUGGGAGAGAGAGAUCCGCUCUGCGAAGAGAGCCCUGUACGCCACAGUGGGUUCUCAACCUGUACCAGAAGAAGUGCUCUCCACUGUACUUACUGAAGUAGAAGGGAUCCUCAACAGUAAACCCCUGGGUUAUGUGUCUUCAGAUGCCAGCGACCCCGAUCCAGUUACCCCAAACAUCCUUCUGAUGGGGCGGCCUGAUGGUUCACUCCCUCAGGUAGUCUACCCUGAGAGUGAGCUUCUUAGUCGCCGACGCUGGAAGCACUCCCAGGUUUUGGCUGAUCACUUCUGGGCUCGUUUUAUUCGGCUGUAUGUACCAAGUCUACAAGCUCGCCAGAAGUGGCACGAUACAGCUGCUGACAUCAAAAAGGACUCUGUGGUGAUGAUCACUGACCCACACCUCCCCCGAGGCCUUUGGCCCAUUGGGAAGGUCGUCAAAGUUCAUCGCAGCGCUGAUGGACACAUUAGGUCAGCUGACGUAAAGGUUAAGUCAAGACUUUAUACCCGACCAGUUGCUAGGCUGGUAGUCCUUCCUGCGCUCCCCUCUGGGGAGGAUGAGGACAAUUCUACACCUGUAUCAGCUACUCAACCGUAGAACUUUGUGACCUACAUUAAUGUGCAAACGUAUAAGAUACAUUCGGGGGCGGCUGUAGAAAAGGCCCCAAAGUUCAUACAUGUUCACACUAUGUUACAUUUAUUUCACAUAUUCUGUGUCAUUGGGGUCUUUAAGGGGCAGGGCAUUGCCCAUGUGAAACGAGCAUGAUGAGUGAUGUCAUAUGAUGGUAUGCUGCGUGAUAGAGGAGUGAGUGAUGCAUGAGAGAGCAGUCGGGAGAGUCAGCUCGUCAGACGUGGUUGUGCGUGCAUGUAAAAAAAACCACAACCACAACUAAAGUUCCAGUGAGUAAAGUCAACGGCGUCUCUGCGCUUUUAUUCACACAGACUACAAUGGCGGACGUGGCUGGAAGAGGGGCUGGAGGAGGGGCUGCUGCUGCCAAAAGUAAAUCUCGAAUAAAACCAGAGAUUUACUCAACUAUUGAUGGCAAGAUUAUUGUGGAGGACGAGUUUCUCAAUUUUCUGGUCGUCAAAAUGAAAACUUUGUGUCAUGAUGAAAUUGUGCUGCUAGCAGUAAAUCACUUUGCGUCUGAGUGGAUUGAGAAUUCUAGAAAGGUGCUUUUUGAACUCUGCUCGGGCUCAUUGCGCUACGUUGCGCACAAAGGACAACAGAAAGACAUCAACAAUGUUAAAAGUUGUCUGAAAUUACUGAAUGAGGUUGGUGAAAAUACCCCUCGGUUCGUGUCUUAUCAUCUUGACGACU